This is a messenger RNA of Gryllus bimaculatus (two-spotted cricket), 712 nucleotides long. The record is from the annotation of a GenBank genome assembly. Lineage: Eukaryota; Metazoa; Arthropoda; Insecta; Orthoptera; Gryllidae.
AGAUUUGGAAUUAUAUCUGAGGGUUGAACUGUGCUACCCUUCACCAGCUGCUGACGCUAUAAAAUAUGAGGAGAGGAUAAACGGCGGUGGUCUGGUUUCUACAGCGCCGUAUUGGUCGCAAACGAGUCGACCUCGGGCUGUUUGCAAGCGAUGGAGAAAAUCUGUGAAAUGGUCGACUGGAGAAGUAAUCGUCGAAUACUUCCAAUGUGGCUUCCUGGGUUAGGAGCAUGGAGCAGACGCACGCAAAAACGCGUUAUACGAAGGCUAUGGGUUCAUAUCCUGCAAAAGAUUCCACCUGGGUUUUGUCUUCGGAAAUGCACUUUGAAAGUAGUGGGCGUGCAGAGUCCUUUGAGGCGUGAGGUUUCCAGGUGUUGAACUCGACUUUCUGCAGGCGACAGAUUCUUACUUGGGCCGCCCCGAUGGUAGCUCAUGCUUCGGAUACCCCACCGAAUUCGCCGCCAACGGGACGUGUGACUCACAUGGCGUGAGUUUACGACUGCAGACACUUGAGAACCUGUGUCGCUCGUAAGUCAACAAGCAAAGUCACUCUUUCGGACACCGUUACGUCUGUUCUGAAUCGGCUUUCGGGAUGUGACCGAGUGAAACGCGAGAGAACAGCUGUUAGUUUAUUUUUUCUCAGUGCACUCUAAAACACAACCUACAUUUUAUUGGAAACUCUUUCCGGCGAUUUCGCGUCAAAUUUUUAUAUCCG